UGUUGAUACACUAGACGGAACAGCAAGACAGCCACACCGAGAGGAACUACCGGAUAACUCUUCAGGGAGAAAGAAGACUGAGCUCACACAGACCUCAGAGAAGACCUUUAAGACCUGAUUUUUGUAAUCGUUUUCCUGGAAUUCAACAGUUUUUCUGCAAGAACUGAGCAAGAACUCUGAGCAGGAUGAAGUAUUACCAGUGCCCCGUGACCCAGACCAUGAGGAUCAAGGCUUACAAUGAGGACUGCGUCAUCCCAGUCAGCUGCAAGACCUCUUCUCUGAAGCCCAUCCGCAAUGUACACUUCCCCAACGACAUUGUUUUCCAGGACUACGUCAGACAUGGCGAGCUGGAGAGGAUUGGACUUUUCAUCCGAGCCAAAAGGGUUAACCUGGACACCAUCUAUCACUCUGGCAUGGCUGCUAUCCACGAGGCUGUCCUGUCUGGGAACCUAGAGUGUGUGAAGCUGCUGGUGGACUACGGAGCAGAUAUCCACCAGAGAGACGAGGAGGGAUGGACCCCCCUGCACAUGGCUUGCAGCGACGGUUUUCCACACAUUGCACGCUACCUCCUCUCACUGGGUGCUGACCCCGAGCUGGAGAACGACUGCGGGGAGAGGCCAGCUGACCUCAUAGACCCAGAGAACAAGGAGCUGCUGGAGCUGUUCGGCCUGGCCAUCAACGACUGAAUGAGAGACACUAGGAUUUUAAAGCCUGCACACUUUUGUCUGAAACCUGCUGACCCGGUCGCCUGACUGUUGUGCAGAAACGGACUGAAGAGGCCUUGUCGAUCCAGCAUCCUGAUUUUGCGAGUGGCCUCAUUUCUGGAGGUCGAGGACUGACCUCGAAUGUCUGGUGAAUGGAGGCCUGGUCUAGCUGGUUGAGCAGAGACGUUUCCAGCUUUACAGAUUUACAGCUUCACAGCUUCUUU
Scomber japonicus (chub mackerel) is the source of this 928-nucleotide messenger RNA. RefSeq names its product protein phosphatase 1, regulatory subunit 27b (gene ppp1r27b). The transcript has 3 exons. The record is from RefSeq and is a predicted model, not a curated record. Gene Ontology annotation, molecular function: phosphatase binding. The coding region runs from base 186 to 686 and encodes 166 amino acids. NCBI's taxonomy places the organism in Eukaryota, Metazoa, Chordata, Actinopteri, Scombriformes, Scombridae.